Molecule: messenger RNA, 564 nt
Organism: Entrophospora sp. SA101
Lineage: Eukaryota; Fungi; Glomeromycota; Glomeromycetes; Entrophosporales; Entrophosporaceae
Source: the annotation of a GenBank genome assembly
AUGAGUGUGAAAGGAUUAAGCAUUUUACAUAAUUUAUUUUUGGUAUCUCUAAGUGCUUAUAUGUGCAUUACUAUAUUAUCGGAGGCAUGGAAACAGGGUUAUUCUUUAUUCACAAAUCCAGAAGUAAGAUCCGAGGAAGGUUGGCAGGAACCAACUCCGACGUUAACAGAAUUAAAGGAAAUGACAAUACUAGAUGGACCCGCGGUCGAAAAGAUUAUGGACGGUUUUCUUUCUGCAUUUAAUAAUGGAUUGACAACAAAUCAUUUUACAAUGAUCCCUUCGUAUGUUUCACGGUUACCGACUGGUAUAGAGGUUGGAACUUAUCUUGCUUUGGAGUUGAGUGAUACCUAUUUGAGGGCAGCUGUAGUAACAUUGAUUGGCCUUGGCAAAACAGAUAUCGAACAUAAACAGCAUGAAAUUCCUGCCGAAUUAAAAAAUGGAAAUGUUGGUGAUUUGUUUGAUUGGGUGGCCUUAAACGUUAAAGAAUUAUUAAACGAUGUGGGAUAUGAGUUGGAAACUAAAGAUUUAUAUGCAGGGAUUAAUUUUGGUUUUCCAAUAAAGUAA